This is a messenger RNA of Liolophura sinensis, 1630 nucleotides long. Its product is annotated as E3 ubiquitin-protein ligase TRIM38-like. The record is from RefSeq and is a predicted model, not a curated record. Gene Ontology annotation, molecular function: protein binding; zinc ion binding. The transcript has 7 exons. NCBI's taxonomy places the organism in Eukaryota, Metazoa, Mollusca, Polyplacophora, Chitonida, Chitonidae. Bases 17 to 1630 code for a protein of 537 amino acids.
CUUUCAUCUGGCAGAAAUGGUGGAGAGGUUCUCUACUGCUGUUAAGGUUGAGGAAGACAUCCCAUAUUGUUCUCUGUGUGAGGAGGACAAUCAUGCUAAAGCUGUCAAGUUUUGCACCAUCUGUGGUGUGUUCUACUGUCAGGAAUGUCUUGCAAAUUUCCAUCCAAUGAGGGGGCCUCUAAAACGUCAUCGACUGAUUUCGGCUCUGGAGUACCUCUCCCAGGAAACCUCACAGGGUGAAGUCAGCAGGGACCACCAAUCAACUCAGCAGCCGUUAUGUGCUAGACACGGUCAGCCGUUCGUCAUGUACUGUGAACCCUGUCGGAUGGUGAUCUGUGUGGGUUGUGUGUUUGAGCAUCCGGGACAUGCUGUGCGGGAUAUACCAUCUGCAGCUGAGAAUGACAAGCCAGUUGUUUUGAACAAGACGAGUGAACUGGAGAAAAUGCUACAAGAAACUAAAGAAUCACUGUCAGGAGUUAUGAGGCUGCACAGCAAGAUACAGGAAAACCAGGAACUUCACACUCAGGAGGUAGAAAAGGCUUAUUGUGCAGCCUUGGAAGCUUUACAAGCAUGGAAACAACAGUCCUUAGAUGGCAUAAAAACCCGCUAUUCACAGUGGAGCGUGGAGUGUAGCGCUAUACUCAAACAUUUUCAGCUACAGACCCAGGAAAUGGAGAGGAUGGUACAGGCUUCCAAAGAUUUGUUAGCGUCAAUGGACGUCGAGUUUUUGCAGGGUUCCACAGACUUCACCAAAACAAUUGAUGACCAGCUAAAAGAUAUAAGAGCAGAUCUGGAGAAACAUGAGGUCAGCAAACAGAAGCUUCUAGAUUCUGUACAACAUGACUACGUUGUCCCUAGACAGGUGACUGUAAAAGAACGUCGGGACUUAGUUACAAAGCCGACGCUGAGAUUCACAGAGACAGACGACCGUGAGCUGAGAAUUACUGACAGCGGCUCUAUGGUAGAGGGUAAGGACUUGUCCCAGAUGAGGUGGUGGAGAACUGUGACAGAUGGGCGUUACCAGACGGGCAGGUACUACUGGGAGCUACACAUCACCUGUUCACAUGGCUGUAACUGUGAUGUAGGAGUGACACAAGAGAGGUGUGGUGUGAGGGGGAGGCUAGACCCUGGCCGUAACUCCUGGUACAUUUUGAUGGGGUAUAGUGGUGAUAAGGUCAGGUGUUGUAGUUACCGUGGUGGUGGUGAGAUCAAACCUGACUAUCUACAGUACAGACGUUACACACGACCUCAUCACCUGGGUGUGUACCUGGACUGUGAUGACCACACACUGACAUUCCUGGACUGUGACAACAACCAGGGCUACAAUAAUAACUUGUUCACUCGUCUGGACAACGCUGACUUAGAGCCGGAAACCGUUCCUGAUUGUUUGGAUAUAGACACCAAACACUGCCCGGAUGCCAAACUACUCAUCAGGGCCAUGAAAAGCAAGGAUUACUCCGGCUUCUGGACGGACAAUACGAGCAGCUACGAAGGAGAGAAGGAAAUCAUCCACGUGACCAACGAGCGGAAAUCUCGACUGGAAUCCUUCAGGGCAAUUCCCGAGCGCAAGACGGAAAAAUCUAAGCAACGCUUAGUUUCUUCGUCCAAGGGAGAAAGUUUCCACCAAUAA